AUGCCAUCAAUGAAGUUAUCUGAGUCUCAUAUCUUGCUUUGUCGAAGCAUCAAGCAAACUGAAACUGAUGCCAGUGGGCUCACUCCACUUUUAGCAGAUUUCAAUUCUUUGGAAAAUCAAUCUUCAAGAGGUGCAUCAGUUUCUGGUGCGGUGUUUAACAUCUGCACAACAAUGGUUGGAGCUGGAAUCAUGUCGAUUCCAGCCACUAUUAAGGUCCUACGGAUCAUUCCUGCCUUUGUUGUCAUCUUCAUGAUUGCAUUCUUGGUUGAGGUCACGGUUGAUUUCUUGUUGAGGUACACUCAAUCUGGCAAGGCGACCACCUAUGCUGGCCUAAUGGCAGAGUCCUUUGGAUCAUUGGGAUCCCUUGCGGUUCAAAUCUGUGUUAUGGUCACUAACCUUGGUUGUCUCAUCAUUUACUUGAUUAUCAUUGGGGAUGUCCUCUGUGGAAAUCAGUCUGGAGGAACCCUGCACUUGGGGAUUUUACAGGAAUGGUUUGGCAUCCAAUGGUGGAACUCGCGUGCUUAUGUGAUACUCUUUGUUGUACUCUUGGUUAUGCUUCCAUUGGUGUUGUUGCCACAUAUGAAUUCAUUGAGGCGCACUUCAGCAAUAUCUAUUCUUCUUGCAAUAGUGUUUAUAAGCUCAGCAAUGGCAAUUUAUGCAUUGUGGAAAGGAAAAACUCAAAAUAUGGGAUUGCUACCAGACUUUGCCAAUCAGGUCUCUGUCCUUGAUCUUUUCACAACUGUUCCAGUCCUUGUAACGGGGUUUGGGUUUCAUGUUAACAUUCAUCCGAUAAGAGCAGAACUUGGUAGACCUUCUGAUAUGAGCUCUGCUGUCAGGAUUUCUUUAGCAAUCUGCACAGCCAUUUACAUCUCUAUCGGUUUCUUUGGCUACAUGCUCUUUGGGGACUCCAUCAUGGCAGAUAUGCUAGUCAACUUUGAUCAAAAUUCUGAUUCUGCAGUUGGUCAACUAGUAAAUGAUACUGUUCGAUUAAGCUAUUCAUUGCACCUAGCUCUUGUAUUUCCAGUAAUGAAUUUCUCCUUGAGAGCUAACAUAGAUGAACUCCUCUUCGCAAAGAAGCCUGUUCUGGCCAGAGACACCCCAAGAUUUGCAAUUCUCAGUUGUUUAUUGCUUGGUGUUACAUACAUAAUCGCCAUAGUCAUACCAAAUAUAUGGUACUUCUUCCAGUUCUUAGGAUCGACAACUGUUGUUUGCCUCUCAUUCAUUUUUCCAGGAGCCAUUGUUCUCAGGAAUGUUCAUGGCAUAUCGGCGAGAAAAGAUAAGGUCAUGGCAGUUUUAGUGAUCAUCCUGGCUAUUGUGACAAGCAUAAUUGCCAUAGCUACCAACUUGUGGAGUAGUUGAUCAGAAGACAAAACCAUAAAUAUUUGUUGCAUUUAAAGAAGAUUCCUCAUCCUCACGUGAGCAUAUCUGCAAUGUUAUUACAGAAUUCAAGAGCAAUGCAAAGGUCACAGAAGCAGAUUAUCCUUCUGGGAUAUCAAACUUGAACAGCUCAGACCAUAAUCUCUUCCUGAUUUGAUUGCAACAUAAAUUUCAAAGAUAUCAAAUAUCUUUGAUUAAAUUAUAAUUCUUCCACAUCUUUCUAUUCUCUUUUUGUUAUCUUUUUUGUAUAUUUUAUAGUAGUCAUUAAGCAAAAUGCUACUUGCAUUUACUUAUUUGAGUAAAUAAUAAUAUCUUCUCUGGAAUAAAACAAAGGCUCACCUACCACAAAUAAGUAGAUAGAUUAGUGAGUAUUUUCCCAUUAUUGAGAAAUUUAUGCUAAAUGAGAAAUUUAUGAGUUUAUUUUCCAAA
Messenger RNA from Durio zibethinus, 1806 nucleotides. Its product is annotated as amino acid transporter AVT6C-like. Lineage: Eukaryota; Viridiplantae; Streptophyta; Magnoliopsida; Malvales; Malvaceae. The record is from RefSeq and is a predicted model, not a curated record. Gene Ontology annotation, molecular function: L-amino acid transmembrane transporter activity. Gene Ontology annotation, biological process: amino acid transmembrane transport. Gene Ontology annotation, cellular component: membrane.